Messenger RNA from Aspergillus oryzae RIB40, 783 nucleotides. RefSeq lists its product as uncharacterized. Gene Ontology annotation, molecular function: methionyl-tRNA formyltransferase activity. Gene Ontology annotation, cellular component: cytosol. Gene Ontology annotation, biological process: conversion of methionyl-tRNA to N-formyl-methionyl-tRNA; biosynthetic process. The record is from RefSeq and is a predicted model, not a curated record. NCBI's taxonomy places the organism in Eukaryota, Fungi, Ascomycota, Eurotiomycetes, Eurotiales, Aspergillaceae. The coding region runs from base 1 to 783 and encodes 260 amino acids. The transcript has a single exon.
AUGCUUACGCGUCUGCGAUCGCUGAACCCCGAUCUGAUCUUCUCGUUCUACUACCGCAAGAUACUUAGCGUGCCGGUGCUAGAGACGGCGCGUCGUGGAUGCUACAAUAUGCAUGGCUCUUUGCUACCUCACUACCGUGGACGAGCCCCCGUCAACUGGGCCCUCCUGCACGGUGAAACCCAGACGGGCGCCACCCUCCACGAAAUGGUCCGGAAGCCUGAUGCAGGCGCUAUUGUGGGGCAAAUGGCAGUGCCUAUCCUGCCCAAUGAUACGGCCUCGGAUGUGUUUUCCAAGGUCUUAGUCGCGGCCGAGUUGGUGCUCUGCCAAACCCUCCCCGAGAUAGUGAGGGGCACGGUGGUAGCGAGAAAGAUGGAUCUCAGAUCCGGGUCCUACUUUGGGGGACGCAAACCACAGGACGGGUUGAUUGAUUGGGGCACGAUGGGAGCACGACAGAUUCAUAAUCUUGUGCGAGCUGUGACCCAUCCGUAUCCGGGGGCGUUCAUGGACACGGCGAGGGGACGAAUCACGAUUUGGCGCACGUUGGUGCUAGACGAUAGCCCUACCUCUUCCGCUCGGCCUAGUCUGCUGCAGGAAGGAGGUCAGUUGCGAGCAAUUGCUUGCGAUGGAGGGGUUCUGCGGAUUGUCCACGCUGAGUUGGAGGGGCGAUUGUUGGACCAGGAGACUUUUACGAAGGUCUUCGGCUCCUCAUACCCACUUCCUUGCAUACUGCCCAAUAAGGCCAUGCCAUGUGGCGUAGUCCAUACAACGAGGGGCAGAACUUAA